UUCAGUUGUUGUUAUGGAGCCCGUCUAAUAUAUUGUAAACCGCCGCGAUAGGAGCGUUUUUUUUAACCGAAACUGGACAAAGCUGGAUGAAGAAAACGGCUUUUAUUUAAAAAAUAAAAACAUGGAGCAAGGAGAAUCCACACCAGUACUUUCCCGAAAAGAGCUACGUAAGCAGAAGUUGAUGGAAUACUUGGCUGCAAAAGCAAAGAUCAAGCCAUCAAAUCCUACGCCAAACCUCCAAGGGGACUGUCAGGUUAAGAGGCCUGUGAUGUCUGCAGUAAAGGUUGUUACAGGAAAAGAGAACCAAGCUCCAGUUGAAAGAUUCAGAAGUAGUGGACCAAAAAGUCAGACUCUGAAUGCUCUGUCCAAACAAGACCCUGGCAGAAGAGCAUUUGGUAUCACGAACAAAGCGAAUGUAAAAGGCAGCGUACUGAAAGGACAGCAGAAAGCUGCUCAUUUGUCUUCAAGCAGUGGCCCAUUGCAGACAAAACUUAAUCUAAACCAUGUUCUCACUAGAACAUACACUGUUGUGUCCUCCAAAUCCAACCUGAACGCAGCGACCCAUCUCAAAAAGCAACCACACACAAGAAUUCAAACUUCAGGCAAAGCCCCAAUCAAUGCAGCUUGUACGGCUGGAGCAAAAUCAAACAGCAAAUUCCACCUUAAUGCUGCCUCGUCAGGUCCAGUGAAGACAGUCAAUAUGAGACUGAGUCUUGGCCCUCUUGUCAAAACAAGAACAGGACUGAUACCUGCAGUGACGCAGCCAAGAACCACCAAGACAGACUUAACACACACUUCUGCCACAGCAGCUAAUACCACCACCACCACCACAGCUCUUGUUGCUAAGAAGGUGCGCUCCAGCAGUAUAUCAUCAGUCUCUCUUUCCCAGAGGUCUACCAUGGGUGUUUCUUCUACUGCAAGAGCUGGGAAUAAACUUCAAGCUCAGACCAAGUAUAACUCUAAACCACUUCUUGGUAAAUAUUCUCAGCCAUCUUGUAAGAAUCAGUUGUCAAGGGGACUGAAAUCAGUAUCCACUUCCUUCAAGUGCACAGCAGCACCUUUUAAGCCCGAGGGAAGAAUAGCAACUACCAGAUCAGUUGGUGAAUCUGCAGACAGGUCCACAAAGCUGAAAUCUGGAGUUGUAGGGCAGAAAAAUGCUGCCUUCCAAACCUCCUCAAAGCUAGUGAACAGGUGCAAUUCCAGAGCCGUUGGUGGGGUAACGGGAGCUGUUGUGACCAACCAGGGAAGGAAGACCAAGACGAGUAAUGAGACAGACUGCAAGAAGAAAAAUUGUUCAGAAAAUGCCAGAUUACCGCGCACAAGUACAAAACCAACAGGUGCUCCAGUGGUGUCACAGACAGUGCCCCAACCUGCCAGAACCAUCAGCCUCACUGGCCGAGCCACAAACACGAAGACACCAAAGGUCCUGGUCAGGGUCCUUCCCCAGACUGAGGGAAAGAAACUGACUGCUGCCCAGGAGGACAGACUGAGAAAACUUCAGGAGUGGCGGGAAGCCAAGGGAAUUUCCUACAAACGUCCUCCAAUGCCAGUGAAACCUGUGGUCCGGCGUACUGUGUCUGUGCCUCAGCCUUUUUGGGCGUCCAUGAAGGAGGAAGAUGAGGCCCACUCCCUCAUCUAUGCUGUGGACAGAUCCCUGGCUGACUGCAUCAAGUUGCUUGAAGAGGGCUGCGCUCCUGACCAGGUGAAGGAGGUCCUCUCGCGGUUGCCGCCGGUGUCCCAGAAGUUUGCCAAAUACUGGAUCUGUCGAGUCCGUCUGAUGGAGCAAGAAGGCAACCUGGAUGUUCUGCCCAUGUUUGAAGAGGCUGUUCGCGUUGUGCUGGAGCCAGUGGAUGAGCUGCGCACUGUGGUGUUUGAAAUUCUGAAGAAAAAGGACGAGAUCCAAGCUUCUAAAGAAAAUGAGAAAGAGGAUGAGCAUAUUUCAACGGCUGAAAGCACUCCAGAGUGGAACAACAACCCACUGGUGACACCGAAACCUGUCAGGGCGCUUAUCUGUGGGGAGAAAGGAGACUCGUCGGUAGUCAAAUACAAGAUCACAGCAACUCCUGGGGGCCCUCCAAGCCAGCAGAGGGAACCGGUGAGGGUCAACGGCCAGGAGGUUCGCUUCUUCACCCCAGUUAGACGGUCGGUGCGAAUAGAGAGAGCUUCAAUCCGUUACCCUGCGUCCCUCCAGGACCACGACCUCUGCGUGGAAUCAUACAACGAUCUGAUCUCUGAGGAGGAUAAAGAAAGAAAUGAAGAGCAGACUGGUGGGGAGGGCAGCCCGUCUGUUAGCGACACGCCAAUGUAUGUUUACAGGGAGAACGAAGCGCUUAAAGAUAAGGUGCUCGUCCAGCUCUUCUGUGACGAUGGCGUUUAGUCCUACUUCCUCAAUUCAUCUCCACCACUUUUCUGCUGAGACAAAAUAUCUUCAACGAUCUGUAUUUAAGUUUAUGUGCAUACAGUUCUCAGAAAUGAAGGGGAGUUUCAUCCUUACAAAGAUAAAACCUGACGUUUUAGGGAAUGGGUUGGUUUUAUAAAGUUAGGGUUUUUUCACGCUUGCUUAUAGAGAAGCUAUUGGGUUUAUUUUUCUUCUUUUGAUACUUGUGUUAUUUUAUUUCUUCAAAUAAUGCAGUGUACAUAGCAAUGUAAAAUAAAUCUUUUCAACCUAUAACCAUA
Molecule: messenger RNA, 2676 nt
Organism: Amphiprion ocellaris (clown anemonefish)
Lineage: Eukaryota; Metazoa; Chordata; Actinopteri; Pomacentridae
Gene: ckap2l
Product: cytoskeleton associated protein 2-like
Exons: 9
Coding region: 122-2377 (751 amino acids)
Cellular component (GO): centrosome; cytosol; mitotic spindle
Source: RefSeq, a predicted model, not a curated record